Molecule: messenger RNA, 1755 nt
Organism: Trypanosoma grayi
Lineage: Eukaryota; Euglenozoa; Kinetoplastea; Trypanosomatida; Trypanosomatidae
Product: histone acetyltransferase
Exons: 1
Coding region: 1-1755 (584 amino acids)
Biological process (GO): regulation of DNA-templated transcription
Molecular function (GO): histone acetyltransferase activity
Source: RefSeq, a predicted model, not a curated record
AUGAACAAUGAUAAUAACAUGAAUAGCAACAGCAACAACACUAAUGGCGCUGAGCAGGAUGGACGUCUGCAGUCGCUGUUGGGGACCCCCUGCAGCGUGCGUGGGGCAGACGCCAGCGUGAAGCGUGGACAACUGCUAGAGGUGCGCUACCUCUGGACGCCGGCGCUGCUCGGCACUGAUGUCCACGCAUUGCUUCCGCCGCCGCUCUACGGCUUCGUGCGCGUGAAGGAUGUGGACCACCGCCUAAGUGGCUGGUUUCCACUUGAGGAUAUUGAGUUGAAAGAGUCGAGGGGCAAUGGUAACAACACCAGCAGCAAUACUAACAAUAACACCACCGCUAUCACCAGCAGCUGCGGUAACACCGUUCCAGACUGCGGAUCCCCACAGCCAUCGAUAACGAGUCGCAUCAACAGACCAGUCCUGAGCUCUGUGUACUGUGAAGUGACCCCAGGGAUGGUCCGCACGCGCCGCGAGGAGAAGCAGCUUGACUUCUUUGAGGAGCGUCUCCUCCGUGACUGCCGCACACCCACGACAGUUCGAAACUUUGUGUACCUCUGUAACUUUGUCUUUGCUCCGUGGUACUACGCGCCCUACGGUAUUUUUCACGGCGAGUACGAUCCGAUGGCACCGAGCAGCAGCGGCAGCAGCGAGUUGCAACAACAACUCGGGUUGGUGGUGACAAGCCGAAAUCCGUUCAUCCGCGACGCCUACCUCUGUCCGUUCUCUCUCCGCAUUUACAGCACCUUUGAGCAAAUGCGUUAUGAAACGCUGCAGUACCGCUCAGGACGGCUACGGCCACCGGGUCAAGAGAUUUAUCGUGACGAGGCGCGUGGAUUCUCCAUGUUUGAAGUCAACGGCGGCCGACAGGUGACGUACUGCCGCCACCUAUUCCUCUUGGGCAAGUCAUUCCUCGAGAACAAGCUGGCGGGGCACGAUGUUCACAACUACUACUUCUACAUUGUCUGCCUCCACCAGCGGCACUUCCCUCAGUACGUGGAUGACCCCACGGCAAUGUACUUUGCUGGCUACUUCACCUGGGAGAAACAGGUGGCCGACAACAAUCUGGCGUGCAUCGUCACACUGCCGUGCUUUGCAGGUGGGGCGGCGCAGCAGCACGAUGCCCAGAAACCGCGACUGGGCCACUUUGGGCAGUUCAUGAUUGCCGCAAGUUACGAGCUCGCGUACCGCAGAAAACACGUCGGGUCACCGGAGAAGCCACUCUCGGAUUUGGGCGCCUCUGCGUAUGACCGCUACUGGCGCCGCGUCCUCAUAACGUGGAUGCACAAACUCCUCACCGACACCGCCGCGGCUGCUACCGUAAUUGAAGACAACACCAGCGACGAGGAGGCGGUGUCGGUCGUGGCAACACAGCUGGGUCGCAGGACAAAGCGACCACGCGCCGGUAGCAGCAGCAGCAGCAGCGGCGGCAACAACGCCGCAGAGGACGACGCAGACACGGUGGCAGUCAUGAGUGUAUGCGAGAUUGCGCAUCAGGCACAACUGGAGAAGGCGGAUGUCUUGCGGACGCUGCUCCACAUGGGGUUACUGCACCUCAACGCCGAGGACCGAAGUCUGCGGCUCGUGAUACCCGUUGCUUUUGUGCGUCGCGAGUACGCCAAGGCGAAGCAGCAGGCGAAGGACCUCAGCCGCGCGGAGUUUAACGCAGCGCUGCUGACGAGUCGCGGCGGUGUGGCGUGGGCAACGUCGUCUACGUCACUUCGCCAGCAGCAACAUCAGCAGAAGGGACAGCGCUAG